AUUCAAAAAAGAAAAAAAAAACGAUUUACAGAUUGAAACGGACGCAUGCGAAACGGCCCUGGAGUUUAGAAGAAGAAAAAUGUGUUGGAUUGCCGAUUCAAUCGACUCAAUCAAGUCCAUUCAGAUCCGCCAGCUCCUCACUCAGACCGUCAGUCUUGAAUCCUAAACACUGCAAUCCCCAACUGUUCGUCGAAACUCCUCCAAGACUAGAAACCCCCGUUUACAGGGUAGUAUGGGCAAGAGAGGAGGGGCCAAAAGGGUACCAAAUUCGUCAUUUGGGUCUAACAAUGUCAUAACUCUGAGAGAAGAAACAACAGGGAAAAAACACCACCAUAAGAAAGGAGGGUCCUCUUCAACCAACGUCAAGCAUUUAUUGAAGGUUGAGCACUUGGAGAAGCUAGCGGUUUUGACUGGUGGGGAGGUUUCUAUGCCUUCCUUGGCUGCGUUCUUUGGCCGAAGAUUGGCUUCUGUUGGGGAGUCUUUGGGUGUUUCUCCUAACCCUUCUCUGUUUUCUUGCCGGAGAUGUGAAACAAUUCUUCAGCCUGGCUUCAAUUGCACAAUUAGAAUUGAGAAAAAUAAUGCAAAGGCACGGCGAAGAAGUAAGAACCACUUUACUUUUACUAAGAAUAUUGUGGUUCAUACUUGCCACUUCUGUUCAUAUAGGAAUUUCAUGGGAGGUACUCCAAAAGGACAUCUAAAACAGAUUUGCCCACCUAAGGUCAAAACCACUGAAAAAUCAAAAACCCCAAAAUCAAAUUCUCUUAACCCUUCCAGCUUAAAGGAGGCCGGUGAAGGUAAAGACGGGGUUGAGAAUUGGGGUGAGCCAGAUUUACUGCCAUUACCAGCAACAUCUGAAGAGUUUCCUAUUAGUCACAGUCCUGCAACACCUGUGGUGAAAACUGUGACCACUCUGUUGGAAGCAAAGAAGAGAAAGAGGAACAGAUCAGUGAAUAAGAAACAAUCUGAAUCUGAAAGUAGUUCUAACCCUACAAAUGGUGAAAAAUCGAUUACCGUGUCAAGUAAACGAAGGAAAAAAUCAUGGACUACUUUAAAGGAAAUUGCUGAUAGCAAAGAUCAGGCUAAGUACCAAGAGAUAGCUGAUUUGCCAAUUCCUUUUCUUUUGUAAUUGUUGUGACAUUCUAGGCAACAUUUUCGAAUUCUUCUGAAUUUCGUAGAGAAGAUUUUGAUGAAAUUUGACAAUUUAUCGUUUAGAUAGAAUAAGAAUGAUUCACUAAAGUUGUAUACAAGUUUUAGAUGAUUUUUUUUUUUUUUUUGAAA
Molecule: messenger RNA, 1278 nt
Organism: Cannabis sativa
Lineage: Eukaryota; Viridiplantae; Streptophyta; Magnoliopsida; Rosales; Cannabaceae
Exons: 3
Coding region: 233-1126 (297 amino acids)
Biological process (GO): RNA processing
Source: RefSeq, a predicted model, not a curated record